Symbiodinium necroappetens is the source of this 452-nucleotide messenger RNA. NCBI's taxonomy places the organism in Eukaryota, Dinophyceae, Suessiales, Symbiodiniaceae. The record is from the annotation of a GenBank genome assembly.
GUGUGCUGCUGCUCCUCCUCAUGUACUGUGUGGCAGUCUACUUCACAGACUUAGCCACGGAGGCGACGCGGCUCAACGCCAACACCUCCGUGGACCUCACGGAAGUGCGCCGAUACUGGGGCUCCCUGGGACAGGCAGUGGCCUCUCUCUUCCAGGCAAUUACUGGAGGAAUGGACUGGCGAGUCUUUGUGGAGGUCUUCGAGACGGCGCUCCCCGAGUCCCACGACAUGCUACUGGUUGUUUUCUCUCUGUACAUCGCAUUCGCAACACUGGUUAUGCUGAACUUGGUCACGGGCGUGUUCGUGGAAGGAGCUCAGCGCAUUGCCAAGGAGGAGAAGGAGCAGGAGCUGAUCAAAAGUGUGCAGAAGCUAUGUGUUCUCGCAGAUACUAGUGGCGAUGGGGAGAUCACCUGGGAAGAGUUUGAAGCCAACCUCUCCUCGCAAGAGAUGAUC